Molecule: messenger RNA, 1155 nt
Organism: Closterium sp. Naga37s-1
Lineage: Eukaryota; Viridiplantae; Streptophyta; Zygnematophyceae; Desmidiales; Closteriaceae
Source: the annotation of a GenBank genome assembly
AUGCACCCAAACGAGCCUUUCAAGGUGCUGCCGUGCGCGUUGCCUUUGGCUUUGGUGCAUCAGCAGCAGCAGCGGGGAUGGGGGUGGGGCCUCCCUCUAUGGGCAAAGGGGGCAGCAGUUUUGGCAAUGGGGGUGGUGGUUGGGGGGGAGGAGGAGGAGGAGGAGGGGGAGGUGGAGGAGGAGGGGGAGGUGGAGGAGGGGGAGGAGGAGGGGGAGGGGGAGGGGGAGGAGGGGGGAGGGGAAGGUGAAGUGAAAGAGGAGGGAGGGGUGAGAGUGAAAGCAGAGGGGAUGACCGUGGAUGGUGCAGGGAUGAUGGGCGACUUUUCUGCUCCUGGUGAGAUGGCUGGCUGGUUCAUGUGGCUCGUUCCAAUUGGACGAGAAGAAGGCAAAGAAGAGAGAUACCAUGGUGGGUGGGUGGAGAACGGGGCUGAGUUUGAAGAGGAGGCUGUUUCUCGCCCUUUCAACAAAGCCGCUUCUGCUUCUUGUUCCCUCAUUCCCUCAUUCUCCUUUGCUCAUUCCCUCAUUCUCCUUUGCUCAUUCUCUCAUUCUCCUUUUCCCUCACCCCAGACCUUCGAAACGAGGCUGAACCUUCUAAACGAGGCUGAGUUUGGCGAGGAGGCUCUCUCCCGCCCUUUCAAUGAAGCUGCUGUUCCCCCAGCCAGAGAGCUAGGUUUGAACCCCCCUGCUGCUGCUGAUGCCGCUGCUUCUUCUUCUCUUGAUGACCGGAUGAUAUUUUCCCAGCUGCCCGCCGCGCUGCCCGUGCGCCGGGAGCGGGCAGCUGAGCUCGCGCCAGGCGAACCUGGGCCGUUGGAUGAGCUUUCGUCGCUGCCCGAGGGGCGGAUCGGGAAGAUUUUGGUGUAUGAUGAUGGGAGCGUGAAGAUGAAGCUUGGCGACACUCUAUUCGAUCUACUUGCAGGUUCGACCUGCAUAUUCCACCAGGAGCUAGCUGCUGUGAAUGCCUCUUUUGGCAUUGUUGGCUUGCACUCACUUCUCCCUUUCGCCCCUCUCCAAUUUGCUUCAUCACCAGUUCCUAGCUGGGUCGCCCUGCAUAUUCCACCAGGAGCUGGUGUUUGCUCCAGGCCGCUCCAGGCCGCUCCAGGCCGGUUCGCCCUGCAUAUUCCACCAGGAGCUAGCUGCUGUGAAUUCCUCGCCUAG